Molecule: messenger RNA, 1014 nt
Organism: Caenorhabditis briggsae
Lineage: Eukaryota; Metazoa; Nematoda; Chromadorea; Rhabditida; Rhabditidae
Gene: Cbr-str-103
Product: Protein CBR-STR-103
Exons: 4
Coding region: 1-1014 (337 amino acids)
Biological process (GO): olfactory behavior; G protein-coupled receptor signaling pathway
Molecular function (GO): G protein-coupled olfactory receptor activity
Source: RefSeq, a predicted model, not a curated record
AUGUGUCCCUCUACAAAAUGGCUAGAAAUCACUUUUUGGGUGGAAUUUAUUGGAUUUUUCCUCUCUAUUUCGGCUCAUUUUAUUCUAAUAUUUUUGAUUUUGGAGAAGCCAAAGUCCACAUUUGGAAACUAUAAAUAUUUGAUGAUUUCGUUUUCGGCAACUGGAAUUUUUUAUUCGGGUUUGAAUUUUUGGUGUAAACCGAAUAUUCAUUUGUCUGAAACCAGUUUUGCCAUUUUUACAAUUUUGAAAGAUUCCGGGGUUUCGAAAGAAAUCGGAGUGAUUUUGAUCACUCUCUACUGUUCCUCCUACGCCCUUCUUUUAUCUCUACUAUCGCUUCAAUUUUUCUACCGCUACACAUCCGUCAUCUCUCCAUUAAACAGUACAAGAUUCUCUCGAAAAAAUGCUCCAUUUUUCAUUUUCUAUAGUUUCUCAUUUUUCACAAUUUGGGCACUCCUAACCUAUUUUAUCAAUGGACCAUCGGAUUUCAAAAACCUGGAAUUUAUUCCAACAUUUUUGGAGGAAUACUGUUUAGCUUCUGAUCAAUUCGGAUAUAUUGGCGCCAAAUAUUAUUAUUUUGAUUAUGGAAUUCGCAAACUUCACAUUCCCUCUUUCCUAUGUAUAUUUAUAAUGUCUUGUCUAAUGUGUUCCACAUUUUUUGGAAUGUCAUUUUUCGGAUUUCACACUUUUCGAACCCUUCAAAAAAUCGGGUUAACCAGUUUUGGGACCAAAGAACUGCAAAAACAACUUUUCAAAACUCUAAUUAUUCAAACAAUAAUUCCAUCGAUUUUCAUGUAUUUUCCAGUUUCAUGUAUGUUUCUAUUUCCAAUGAUUGGUCUGAAAAUAUCGGAAAUUUCAAUUUUUAUUCCGAUUACUGUAUCUAUAUAUCCUUGCCUAGAACCCCUAGUUGCCAUGUAUUGUAUCAAAGACUUUCGACAUCGGAUAAUUGAUUUCAUAACAUGCUCGAGAACUGCAAGGGUUCAAAUGUCGUCUACACAGAGGGAAUCAUUUUUUUGA